Menidia menidia (Atlantic silverside) is the source of this 3115-nucleotide messenger RNA. NCBI's taxonomy places the organism in Eukaryota, Metazoa, Chordata, Actinopteri, Atheriniformes, Atherinopsidae. The record is from the annotation of a GenBank genome assembly.
AGCUUAUCAGAGUAAGAAUGUUCUUGAUUAUUUUAGGAUAUAGCCCAUCUGUACUGUAGAAUAUUAAUGGCUAGAUGCCAGAAUUGUUUUAUUAUAACAGCACAUAAGGCGAUUUGUUAUCUAUUUAUCCAUAAUCAUAAUCAUAAUCACAAUCAUUUAAUUAUUUUGCACCUUUUUCUAACAUGAUCUCAACAGCUUUGAUAAUUUAAAAUCAUUUGCCUACUCUUGUCUUCUUACAAACUACUUAAUAUUUUGCAGAUUAUAAUACAUCCAAUGAAAUUCUGAACUAAUUGACCUAUAGACACUCAAUAAGACUCUCUCUAGAGUUUGCUAGCUUGGAAUGUUUUACCAUCAAUUGGUAACUUCAUUAUAUUAUCGUUAGUUUGAAAUAGACUCUCAUGGUUUAAUAUUUAAAGGUGUCAAUUUUACAUAUAUACAUGGAAUUGCUCAGACUAAUUGUGAUUAAAGUAAUGCUAUGAGAUUCCAACACACACUGACUUAAGACUAUGCACAAAUCUGUUAGCUAUGAAUUUAUUUAAUGUAGAUUUGGAUGAACAUUCUUCCUAUUAACAUGUCUGCCUUUGUAUGUGUGUUUAGUAGUUUCUUUGUUUAAAACAAUGUUUUACCCUCAGUUAAAAUAGGAAUUUAGAGGUACGAAGAUUCCCAAAAUGCCAAGCCAGAAGACAACAACAUGAGCAGUGUUCCAAAUUAACAAGAACACAAAUUACAUUCAUUGUAGACAUUCUUUAUGGAGAAUGUUAGCCAAGUUUCAUAGGUGACACAUUUUCCAAUGUGCCACAUGUCACUUUGUGUUUCCAUGCAUCUUUUAAGGCUGUAUAUGGAUCACUGACAAUUUUACAGUGCCUCAGCCUGAUGACGUUAGAUGUUCUCUUAGUGUAUGGCUUACCUUGUGGGUGUUUUCUGACACCUGUCAGCAGUGUGCUCCUAUGUUCUGAUGUAUAAAGAUGCACUAAUCAAUAUUUAAACAGCAAUUGUGGAUCAAAUGUCUAUGUGUUUUUGGCUAGCAACAGCUUUCCGAAGUCGUACAGUGUUUGUUUUCUCUGCAUUAAAUAAAACAGACAGUUAGUGGCUGUAAUGUUUAAUGUAUUUCAUAAAUAUAGCAGCACGGAACUAUCUCCCUCAAACAUAUUGUAAAAUCAAAUUUUCUUUUUUCUGCAUUAACAGAUUAAGCAUGUAAAGUAGGGUCCUUUUCCUGGCUUUAGAGUCCAAAGUUUCUUCUGGAGUGGGGUGGAGCUAACAAAAAAAAAAGGAAACAAAAUAAAAGACAUAUGUCUAAUGGUGGGAAAAAAACAAAUCCAGGUUAAAUUAAGGCCUAUAACCGACUGAAUAAACAAUAAUGACAACAAAUGUUCUGAAAUUAAUUCCCUUUUACUUUAGAGUCCACAUUUCUUUUUCCAACCUCUCUGUAAAAACACCCCUGUAAAUCUUUGAAUAAUCUCUAUAUCAGCGCCACGUUUUCAAGACACGCGAUUUGAGAAUGAAAAUGUCUUUUCUUUUCGUUUUCUCUGUGUUUUCGUCCACUCAAUGCCCAGCAUUUUAAAAAUGCAUUUCCCAGAGUGCUUCCAAAGGCGCUCCUGCGCUCUGGGACGCACUGGGUGUGGCCCACACACGCGCGUGCACACGCACGCUCACGCGCUCACGGAGAGUUUAUUCCGGUGGGUUCCGUUUUUCUCUGCUCCUUUUCCUCUCCGCCUCUCUGUCUGCCGGAUCUGUCUGCUUCUCCCAGCGAGCUUCAUCUGACGCCUGCUGCUCAGCGCCUUCUUUCUCACCGUUGAAAAACCUCCCAAGACUGUUAAAAUGGCCACCAGAGGAACCGUGAAAGCCAGUGCUAACUUCAAUGCCAGUGCAGACGCCGAGGUUCUCUAUAAGGCCAUGAAAGGGCUGGGGACCGACGAGGAUGCCAUCUUGCAGCUGGUGACGGCUCGCAGCAACAGCCAGAGGCAGGAGAUCAAGGCCAGCUACAAGACCCUCUAUGGAAAGGAUCUAAUUGAUGACCUGAAGGGUGAGCUGGGGGGCAAAUUUGAGAACCUGAUUGUGGCCCUGAUGACCCCGCCUCUGGCAUAUGAUGUGACAUUACUUCGAAAUGCGAUCAAGGGGGCAGGAACAGAUGAGAAGGUUCUGGUGGAGGUUCUGGCUUCCAGGACUUCUCAGCAGGUCAAGGACAUCGUCGCCGCUUACCGACAAGAGUACGACGACAAUCUGGAGGAGGAUGUGUGUGGUGACACCUCCGGUCACUUCCAGAGGCUCCUGGUCAUUUUGCUUCAGGCAAACAGGCAGGCAGGGAUCCAGGGGGGAAACAUUGAGAGUGAUGCCGAGGCUCUCUUUAAGGCAGGAGAGCAGAAGUUUGGCACUGACGAGCAGGCCUUUGUUACCAUCCUGGGCAAUCGCAGCGCCGAACACCUAAGGAAAGUUUUUGAUGCGUACAUGAAGUUGUCUGGAUAUGAGUUGGAGGAGAGUAUCCAGAGAGAAACAUCUGGAAACCUGAAAGCCAUUCUUCUUGCCGUGGUCAAGUGUGCCAGAAGCGUUCCAGCCUAUUUUGCUGAGACUUUGUACUAUGCCAUGAAGGGUGCAGGUACUGAUGAUGACACCCUGGUUAGGGUGAUGGUGACUCGCAGUGAAGUGGACUUGUUGGACAUCAGAACUGAGUUCAGAAGGCUGUUUGCGUGCUCUCUGCAUUCAAUGAUCAAGGGUGAUACCGGUGGUGACUACCGCAAGGCUUUACUUAUGCUCUGCGGAGGAGAUGACGCGUAACCAUGGCCAGGGUUGAUGAUCUGAGCCUCUGAAGUGCCUCCUACCUAUUAGGGCUUGUUGGCCAUGGGUUGACAAUAAUAACAAGCUAAAAUAAACUUUGUUUUUUUGUGACAGACAUGGCCUAUCUGGUCUUUUUAAACGAUGAUUCCAAACAAUGUUUUUAAAAGGUAGCUAACAUUUUUCUCACAUUAAUGUAGCUUUGGGUCUACUAAUAGCUACACCAUAAUCGGUGUCAUACCAUUCAUUUAAAAUGCUGAAGUAUCAGAAAACACUCUUUUUUGUAAGCACUUUGUAUGGCAGCACCAAUUUCUGCAUUAUUAAAUGUUUCAGUUCUUAACGGUCA